GUGGCUUCCCUCUGCGCUUGGACCGCGGCCGCGUCUGUAAAUAGCAGGCAUGAGGCUCCCCGGCGCAGUGUCCUCGCGGGCCAGUGGCGGUCAGGACGCGCCCCUCGCCUAGUGUGUGCUCAGGUAGGAGACGCUGCCCGGACGCCGCCCCAGAGCACAGAACCCAAGUCUGGUGCUCAGACACUGGACAGAAGGCAAGAUUCCUGACGGGGAUCAAGGAGUCAACGUCCUGCCCGCGCAUGAUGAAGGGGCACCUGGCUCUCACGGGCGCUCUCCUCGGCCUGGCCUUCCUGUCCCUGCUGCCCUCUGGAUGUCCCCAGCAGACUGCGGACGACGCCUGCUCCGUGCAGAUCCUCGUCCCGGGCCUCAAAGGGGAUGCAGGAGAGAAGGGAGACAAAGGCGCCCCAGGACGGCCCGGAAGAGUCGGCCCUACCGGAGAAAAAGGAGACAUGGGGGACAAAGGACAGAAAGGCAGUGUGGGUCGCCAUGGAAAGAUUGGUCCCAUUGGCUCGAAAGGUGAGAAAGGAGAUACUGGUGACAUAGGACCCCCUGGCCCUAAUGGAGAACCAGGCAUCCCGUGCGAGUGCAGCCAGCUGCGCAAGGCCAUCGGGGAGAUGGACAACCAGGUCUCCCAGCUGACCACCGAGCUGAAGUUCAUCAAGAACGCACUGCCCUCCCCCGCAGCUGUCGCCGGCGUGCGCGAGACCGACAGCAAGAUCUACCUGCUGGUGAAGGAGGAGAAGCGGUACGCGGACGCGCAGCUGUCCUGCCAGGGCCGCGGCGGCACCCUGGGCAUGCCCAAGGACGAGGCCGCCAACGGCCUCAUGGCCGCCUACGUGGCGCAGGCCGGCCUGGCGCGCGUCUUCAUCGGCAUCAACGACCUGGAGAGGGAGGGCGCCUUCGUGUACUCGGACCGCUCGCCCAUGCAGACCUUCAACAAGUGGCGCAGCGGCGAGCCCAACAACGCCUACGACGAGGAGGACUGCGUGGAGAUGGUGGCCUCGGGCGGCUGGAACGACGUGGCCUGCCACGUCACCAUGUACUUCAUGUGCGAGUUCGACAAGGAGAGCGUGUGAGCGGCCCUGGGCGCCACCCGGUCCUGCUGGCGAUGGCAGGUCCGUGGCUGUCCCUCCGCAGGAGGCUGCCAGCUCCUAACCGCGUCGCUUCCCAGGGCGCAGAGGCUCACCCAGUAAAGGGUCCCUGUCUGAGCCGCAGAGAGCGGCCUGUGCUUAAGAGGAAGAAGGAAGCGUUUCCGGGGUGCUGUUUCUGAUGAAGCCCAGUUUUAUUACCUGUAUUGUUGCCAAAAUGUUCAUUAUGUGAUUAUUGUUACUCAGAAUUGCUUUCCCAUAAAGCUCUUGCCUUUGUCCAAACUAUAAAAUAAAUCUUUAGAUAUCGCAAUAGUUAAGUACAAACAGUGGUAGCAGGGCCUUGAGUUACUGCCUUUCUUUUCAUUUCUGUAUGGAAAAGAACCCACCUAACUUUGACCAGAGUUUCUGUAAAUUAUGUUAACAUAUAGGUUCCUUUUCAUUUUUAUACAAGUAGAAAUAAUUUUGCUUCAA
Molecule: messenger RNA, 1559 nt
Organism: Propithecus coquereli (Coquerel's sifaka)
Lineage: Eukaryota; Metazoa; Chordata; Mammalia; Primates; Indriidae
Gene: COLEC11
Product: collectin sub-family member 11
Exons: 7
Coding region: 240-1076 (278 amino acids)
Source: RefSeq, a predicted model, not a curated record